This is a messenger RNA of Racocetra fulgida, 173 nucleotides long. NCBI's taxonomy places the organism in Eukaryota, Fungi, Glomeromycota, Glomeromycetes, Diversisporales, Gigasporaceae. The record is from the annotation of a GenBank genome assembly.
AUACUGUAAUGUUAGAUAAUUCUCCAAAUAUUGUUCAGGAUGAAAUGCGAGACUUUUAUGCCUUUCUUGACGAUGAAGCUAAUGCCAAAAAAAAUUUAAAUGAACUUGAGCAAUUUCUUGCUGAUCCACUUUUCUCCUGUCCUCACUCUGGAAAAUUUGAUGUUCUAGCGUGA